Molecule: messenger RNA, 2190 nt
Organism: Plasmodium gallinaceum
Lineage: Eukaryota; Apicomplexa; Aconoidasida; Haemosporida; Plasmodiidae
Gene: ISC3
Product: inner membrane complex suture component, putative
Exons: 10
Coding region: 1-2190 (729 amino acids)
Biological process (GO): transmembrane transport
Cellular component (GO): membrane
Molecular function (GO): transmembrane transporter activity
Source: RefSeq, a predicted model, not a curated record
AUGAAUUACAAUAACGUAAAAGAACAAGGGGUUUAUGAAGCAAUAAAUGAAGGGAUGGAAAAUGAAACUAAUAUGAAAAUUAAUAGUCAGGAUUAUUAUAAUUUGUAUGGAAAUCAUAUUAAUUGUGAUAACAUAAAUAUAAAUAACGCAAAUGAACAUAUUCCUCUUGGGACUCCAUUAACAUAUAUUGCUGGGAACCCAGAAGAUCCUAUACAAAAUGUAAAUAAUGAAAAUAUGGAUGGUAAAAAAAGAAUUCACACAGAUAGAAAAUAUACUGGUUAUUUUGUUUCAUAUGUAACCUUCUUAAUAAUUAUUGCAUUUUAUCAUUUUUAUUACGGAAAAUAUGCUCGUAUAUUAUAUGGUACUAAUUAUAAUGGGAAGACAUGUGGGAGUGAUUUAAAACAUCAUAAAUAUUUAUAUUUUCCUUUAUCUCCUAAAAUGUCCAAACCUGAAAUAUUAAACAAAUAUGGAAAAUGCUUGGAAUCAUGUCCAACAUCUGAUGAUGGUUCAAAAAGAAAAAUAGAUUUAACUAAAGAUGCAAAUAAAAAUACUAAAAGCAAAGGAUUUUUUGAUGAUUCUUAUUUGUUUUCUGAUAAAAAUAAAAAAAAGGUUGUUAUGGAUAAAAAAGGAAAUACUACAACAAAUGUAGUUUAUAGUGAUUAUACCAAAAGUUCAAAUAGUAACUUGUAUGUAGAAUAUUCUUUAAAUUCACCAUAUUAUGAUACUACUAAUAUAAUGAAUAUAUGUUACCCUAAAGAUAAAUCAUUACGAGAGAAAGUUAUAAAUAUAGUAUUUACAAAUAGAUAUAAAACGUUUGUUAAUUUAUUUUCUUUUCAUAAUUCUUUUUAUUUAAUGGUUAUUUUUGUUUUUAUUACAAUAAUAUUAUCUUUUAUUUACUUACUUAUCUUAUAUCACAUACCAACCCCUUCUUUUCAUUUGUUUCUAAUAUCAUUCCUUGGUACUAUGAUAUGCUUCCCUAUAUAUUUUAUUCAUAAACAUCUAUAUUUAUUAUUUAAUCCACUAAAGGGAUCCCUUUUUUCUUAUCAUUAUUUUAUUUCUAUUUUAAUAUGUUUCACAAUAUUUGUUCACGGAAUAAUAUCAUUAUUCAUCAUAUUUAUAUAUAGAAAUACAUAUAAAUAUACCUCUAAAUUAAUAGGAAUUAGUUUAAAUUUUAUAAAUACUAUAUCUAAUAUACUUUAUGCACCAAUUAUAAUUGCAAUUAUAUCAUUUUUAUGGUUUCUUAUUUGGGUUUAUACAUAUAUUUACAUUAUGACAGCUGGAUCAUUAUAUGAAAAAAGGUUAAAUUUGGAAUUAGACUCUAAUGGGAAUAGUGAAAUAGUAUCUCUCCAAAAAUUUUUCUAUUAUUUCAAAACUUCAUAUAUUUUUUCUAUAUUUUGGAUUUAUUUAUAUUUUCUUGUGUGUGAAAUAUUACAAUCCUUAAACCAAUUCACCAUAAGUUAUUUAGGAGCUGUGUGGUAUUUCAGUGAUAAAGUUCAUUUUCACAAAAGCAUAAAUGCUGGAGAAACCAUGAAAACAAUUCUGGAUUAUCAUUUUGGUAGUUUAGUUUUAUCAAGUUUUAUUAAUUUAUCAAUCAAACUUCUACGUGUUUUAUUCUUUUGGGUAAAUAGUACUUUAUCCCUCCCCUUUUUUUUUAACGAUUUAAUUUAUAACUUAAAAGAAAGAUUUAAUUUCAUAUUAAGGCCUGUUUCUAAACUCAUUGAUUUGCAUACAAUGUCUGCUUAUUGUGAAAUGUCUAUGACAUCAUAUCCAUACUUAUUUGCUUGUGAUACUUCAUCAAAAAAGUUAAUUAAUUCUACUUCACCAGCAGCUUCUUUACAUGGAACAACAUAUGUAUUGAAUAUAAUAUUUCCCUGUUUUACUACUAUGAUUAUGACAUUCCUCUCAUUUAAUAUAUUUAAUAAUUUUCAAAGAUAUAAUGAUUUGUUCUCUCCGAACUUUGUUCCAAAUCCGUUUUUUGCAUCUUUUGUAAUUGGUAUCUUAUGUGGAAUAAUAACAUCUUAUUUUAUUACAACUAUAUCUACUUUAGCUGAUACUGUUUUAUAUUGUUUUAUUUGUGAAUGCUAUCAAAAACAAAUGAUUGAUGAAAAUCCUUUAAAAAAAAUAUUUACACCUAUUCUUUUAAGAGAUUUAAUAUUAGAUAUAUAUGAUGAAUAUAACUCUAACUUAUAA